CCUCGCUCUUUCUUUUAUCUCUUUCCCGUAUUCUGCUUUGAAAAAAACAAUGACUGUCAGUGUAAUACUAGAGCCCUCAUUCCAAACAUACUGCGAUGGCGAAAAAAAGAAUCGUGAAGCGUUGGUAAAUGCUCCUACGAUCCCAGAAGUGCGCGAGAAUGCCGAGAAAAUGCACGCCGCACAUCAGUUCGUUGAUAUCAUUGAACAAGAAAGAACUAUUGUUCAGAAUGGUCAUAAACUUCGACUAAGCCUGUUUCGGCCAAUUGGCACGGAGAACGAUAUUCUCCCGGGUGUAAUCUUCUACCAUGGAGGCGGCUGGGCUUUUUGCUCCAAGUUCACCCACGGAAAGGCAAUACGCGACAUCUCUAUCAAAAACAACGUCGCUGUUGUGUAUGUCGAUUAUACUCUUGCACCGGAAGCCAAAUUUCCCAUUAUCAAUGAAGAAUGCUACUCAACUCUGGAAUGGGUGCAUGAAAAUGGUGCUAGUAUCAAUAUUGAUACGAACAAACUCGCUGUGUGUGGCGACAGUGCUGGAGGUCAUUUGUCAACUGCUAUUGCAUUGAUGGCCAAGGAACGCGGGCUUGGUGAAGUGAUUAAAGCCCAGAUCUUGAUUUACCCAGCAACAGCACCAACAUCAGAAAUUCGUGAAUCCUAUGAGCUUUUUGGUAAUGGCGAUUAUGGCUUAUCGAAACAGGAAGCCCUGUUUUUUAAAAACCUGUAUUUUGAUGAAUUCGGCAAUGAUAACAAAUUUGCAUAUCCGUUGCUGGCAACACGCGAGGAACUUCAAGGCCUCCCUCCAACAUUACUGAUCACUUCAGAGGCAGAUAUUUUACGUGACGAAGGUGAAGCUUACGCUCGCAAAUUGGUCGAGGCAAGAGUUCCUACGUGUGCCAUUCGUAUUGUGGGAGCAAUUCAUGCAUAUUUCAGUAUUCCUACUCCUAAAGAGACCCAGGCCUACAAGCAGACAAUGGCCCUAAUCACGCAACAGCUGAAUGACGUUUUCGCAAAGCAGUAAUAGCUAUAUUCAAUGACAUCUUGACUAAUUUGCUAUAACUAUAGUAAUAAGGCUGUCAAGAAUAUAUACUCAGCAUUUUGCAGUAGAAGAAUUCAAUAAAAUAUCUCUAACAAGCGGCUUGUUCUGAGACAAUUUAUGCAUCAGUACAGUGUUGUAAUUCUGUCGCACGAUAACAUUAAAUGCCUUACAAACACCAUUUCCCAGCGUCGUCGUCG
Zychaea mexicana is the source of this 1230-nucleotide messenger RNA. Its product is annotated as Alpha/Beta hydrolase protein. The record is from RefSeq and is a predicted model, not a curated record. Bases 50 to 1015 code for a protein of 321 amino acids. The transcript has 5 exons. NCBI's taxonomy places the organism in Eukaryota, Fungi, Mucoromycota, Mucoromycetes, Mucorales, Lichtheimiaceae. Gene Ontology annotation, molecular function: hydrolase activity.